AUGGAGGAAGUUGACAGUGUUUUGGUUGAUAACAUUAAGAGUUUCGGUUCCGGUGGUUUUGGUGGUGUUUGUGCCGUUUUGACCGGUCACCCAUUCGACUUGGUCAAGGUUCGUUUGCAAACGGGUGUCUACAAAUCUACCGCCGAGUGUCUCAAGGGCACUUUGGCCAAAGAUGGUGCACUUGGUUUCUACAGAGGUGUGAUGCCUCCUUUGUUGGGUGUUACCCCUAUGUUUGCUGUGUCCUUCUGGGGUUACGACAUGGGUAAGAAGCUUGUCGGUUCUUACACCGGCAAAAAGGCCGAGGACUUCACCAUUGGCGAGACUUCCACCGCUGGUUUCAUCUCCGCCGUGCCCACCACUUUGGUGGCUGCUCCUUUUGAGAGAGUCAAGGUUAUGAUGCAAGUCGCUGAUGGUAAGAAGUCGUCCAUGGGUGCUGUUAUCGCUGAGAUGUACAAAACUGGCGGUAUCAGAUCUAUUUUCAAGGGAUCUGUGGCCACUUUGGCUAGAGACGGUCCUGGUUCCGCUCUUUACUUCGCUACUUACGAGUACUUGAAACAAAAGUUGUCUACUCCAGGCAAGGACUUGUCUUUGGGUGCCAUUUCUAUCGCUGGUGGUUUCGCUGGUGUGGCUAUGUGGCUCGGUGUCUUCCCAAUUGACACCAUUAAGUCUACGCAGCAGUCUUCCAAUGUCAGCAUCUCGAUUGCCAAGGCCACCAAACAGAUCUAUGCCAAGGGCGGAAUCAAGGCUUUCUUCCCUGGUGUUGGACCUGCUUUGGCCAGAUCCUUCCCUGCCAACGCCGCCACAUUUGUCGGUGUGGAGGUUGCAAAGAACUUCUUCGAGAAGCUUUAG
Molecule: messenger RNA, 849 nt
Organism: Candidozyma duobushaemuli
Lineage: Eukaryota; Fungi; Ascomycota; Pichiomycetes; Serinales; Metschnikowiaceae
Gene: CRC1
Product: carnitine:acyl carnitine antiporter
Exons: 1
Coding region: 1-849 (282 amino acids)
Biological process (GO): mitochondrial transport; carnitine transmembrane transport
Cellular component (GO): mitochondrial envelope
Molecular function (GO): O-acyl-L-carnitine transmembrane transporter activity
Source: RefSeq, a predicted model, not a curated record